Ogataea angusta is the source of this 1593-nucleotide messenger RNA. RefSeq lists its product as uncharacterized. The transcript has a single exon. Bases 1 to 1593 code for a protein of 530 amino acids. Lineage: Eukaryota; Fungi; Ascomycota; Pichiomycetes; Pichiales; Pichiaceae. Gene Ontology annotation, molecular function: kinase activity. Gene Ontology annotation, biological process: carbohydrate metabolic process. The record is from RefSeq and is a predicted model, not a curated record.
AUGCCUAAGUCAGCUGUGUCGUCCUGGUACUUGGGCAUUGACAUUGGCACAAGCUCUUUGCGGACGUCCGUUUUAAACGACCAGGGGGUUGUGCUAGGCGGAUCCGAGCAAGCGAUCGAUGUCUAUUACCAUCCGUCUGACAGUCGAAUUAUCACGCAAGACUCGUCCCAGCUCUGGUCUAAAUUGUUAACUGCUAUUGAUGAAAGCUUGCAAACAGCAAGGUCCAAAGAGGAAGGAGCUUUGAAAUCAAUAUGUUGCGGUGCGACCUGCUCGUUGGUGGUCGAAGACAAUGAUAACAGCCACAUAAUUCUUUGGAUGGAUCACAGAGGAGAAACAGAUUCUAUCAACAGCAAGAUGGAAACCCGCUACCCUGGUAUCCUGCAACGUCUUGGAGGGUCGAUAAUAGCUGAGAUGGCCUUACCCAAAGUCAAGGAGUAUCUCAGAUCGGCCUUUUCCGAGCCCCGUAUUUUUGAUCUUCAUGACUGGUUCGAGUGGAAGCUUGCUGGGGAGGCGCUGAAUGUACAAAAAUACAGCACAGAAAAUAUAGGUAUAGACGGAUCACUGAAGGGAUUUUCAAUCGACUGUCUUCGCGAACUGGAUAUCCAUCUCAACGAGUCGCAGAUCGGCAGAGUCGAAAACAUCCCAUAUCCAGGAAUACCGUUCGCUGGUACCCCUAUUUCCAAGCUUUCGCCCGAAUUGGCUGAGAGAUGGGACGCCAAGUCUGCUGUGGUCUGCUCUGGAGUCAUAGACUGCUAUGCUUCUUUUUUUGCUCUUCAAAGCAGCGACAUAAAUCCAGAAGAAAACUUGGUAAUGGUAGCAGGAACGUCCACAUGCUACUUGACCGUUUCCAGGGCCCCGAAAGAUCCUCCACCAGGAAUUUGGGGACCAUUCCAUUUGACAGAAACGUUUUGGUUUUAUGAGGGAGGGCUAAGCUGUUCGGGUAUCCUUUUUGAGUCUCUGUUUGAAAAUCACCCAGCAGCAAAAAAUCUGGACAAGUCCUCAAAUAUGUUUCAGCAACUCGAAAAGCUGGUGAGCUCUUUCGUGGCGAACGAAGGAUUGAGCUCUGCCUGGCAGCUGAUAGAAAAAAGAGUGUACAUCGGUGACUAUUUGGGAAACAGAACGCCAUUUAACGACUCAACUCUCUCGUCCGUGAUAAUCGGAGGAUCAUUGCGUCAAGACACAAGAGAUCUGGUGUGCUGCUACCUUUCAAUCUUGGAGUACCUCGCUCUAUCUACAAGAAUGAUCGUUGACUGUUUCCGCAAAUCAGGGUUCCAUCUCAAGACGUUGCAAGUGUGUGGGUCUCAGGCCAAAAACGCAAGACUCAUGGAGCUACUGGCAUUUAUUUUAGACGAUAUGAAUAUCCUUCUUCCUAUGGAAUUAGACUCGAAGCUUAUUGGCGCUCGCGGAUGCUCGAUACUUGGCGGAUGUGCGGCGAAAGAUGCAAAGUUUAAAGUUGUCAAAUAUGUUCCUGACGAUGCUCUGAAGAAAUUGUUUGACACAAAAUACAACAUCAUGUUCGAGUUGAUCGGAAAACAACAGGACAUCAAUCGGAGGCUUGCCAGCUGCACCAUUCGCUCUCAUAAACAGUGUUAA